CUCUCUCCCUCUCUCUCUCUCUCUCUCGCAGACCAAACCACAAACACAAGAUGGGCAGCCUCCACACCGACGCUCUCGAAACCAACAACUCAACAUCCGCACUCAACCCACUCGACCCCGACGAAUUCCGCAAACAAGGCCACAUGAUAAUCGAUUUCCUUGCCGACUACUACCGCGACAUCGAAAAAUACCCCGUCCGCAGCCAAGUCGAACCCGGCUACCUCCACAAACUCCUCCCCGACUCCGCUCCCAACAAUCCCGAACCCCUCGAUUCCAUUCUCCAAGACAUCCAAACCUCCAUUAUCCCCGGCCUCACCCACUGGCAAAGCCCCAACUACUUCGCCUACUUCCCUUCCAGCGGCAGCACCGCCGGUUUUCUUGGCGAAAUGCUCAGCACCGGUUUCAACAUCGUCGGCUUUAACUGGAUGUCCUCCCCCGCCGCCACCGAACUCGAAAGCAUUGUAAUGGACUGGCUCGGCAAAAUGCUCAAACUCCCAAAACCAUUCCUCUUCUCCGGCAACGGUGGUGGCGUGUUACAAGGCACCACCUGCGAGGCGAUCUUAUGCACUGUCACCGCCGCUCGUGAUCGAAUGCUUAACAAAAUCGGUAGAGAUCACAUCGGACGGCUUGUAGUGUACGGUUCAGAUCAAACCCAUUGCGCACUUCAAAAAGCAGCUCAGAUCGCCGGAAUCCACCCAGCCAAUUUCCGCGCCGUACGGACUUCAAGAUCUACGUCCUUCGCUCUCUCCCCCGACGCGCUCCGAUCUGCGAUCGCAGACGAUAUUGCAAAUGGAUUAGUUCCACUUUUCCUCUGCGCGACGGUGGGGACCACCUCAUCGACUGCUACGGACCCGAUCGGGCCGUUAUCGGAUGUCGCGAGAGAUUUCGGGAUAUGGGUCCAUGUCGAUGCGGCGUACGCCGGCAGCGCGUGUAUCUGCCCGGAAUUCCGGCACUUCAUUGAUGGAGUGGACGGUGCAGAUUCAUUCAGUCUCAAUGCACACAAAUGGUUCUUUACAACCCUUGAUUGCUGUUGCCUUUGGGUAAAAGACCCAAAUGCCCUUGUCAAAGCUCUUUCUACAAACCCAGAGUAUUUGAAAAACAAGGCUACUGAUUCAAAACAGGUGGUGGAUUAUAAAGAUUGGCAGAUCGCUCUCAGCCGUCGAUUCCGAUCCAUGAAGCUAUGGAUGGUACUUCGUAGCUAUGGUGUGGCCAAUCUACGUAAUUUCUUAAGGAGCCAUGUCAAGAUGGCUAAGACAUUUGAAGGGUUUGUAGCGAUGGACCCGAGAUUUGAGAUAGUGGUCCCUAGAACAUUCGCGAUGGUCUGUUUCCGUCUACUGCCAGCAUCGAUGGACGGUCGUGAUGCCGCGAUUGACAAUGGGUCGGAGUUGGACCGUGCGAAUGAGCUGAAUCGGAAGUUGUUGGAGGGUAUGAACGCGGCGGGCCGUCUGUACAUGACUCAUGCUGUGGUGGGUGGGAUUUAUAUGAUAAGGUUCGCCGUUGGUGCGACGCUUACUGAGGAACGGCACGUGAAUUUGGCGUGGAAGGUGGUGCAGGAGCAUGCGGAUGCGCUGGUGGGUGCGAUGGAUGGUGGAGAUCUGAAGCAUUGAUCGACGGUGGAGAUGAUAUCUGAUGAGGGUGAUAAAGAUCAAGGAAAGUACUCGUAAUUAUAAGUAUCUAAUCGUUAUUUUAAAUUAUGGUGGAUUUGUUUAUAGUGUAAUAACCUUUGUUGGCAACGAUUUCAUUUUUGGAAUGAAUGAAUUUUGUUGGAAGUAA
Molecule: messenger RNA, 1773 nt
Organism: Magnolia sinica
Lineage: Eukaryota; Viridiplantae; Streptophyta; Magnoliopsida; Magnoliales; Magnoliaceae
Product: tyrosine decarboxylase-like
Exons: 1
Coding region: 51-1607 (518 amino acids)
Biological process (GO): amino acid metabolic process
Molecular function (GO): pyridoxal phosphate binding; carboxy-lyase activity
Source: RefSeq, a predicted model, not a curated record